AUGGCAAUCUUCAAAGAUUUCCGCGAGAGGCUCAAGUCCUUCAACGCAAAGGAAAGGAAAGCCAUUUUCUUUUACAUCUGCGGCAUCAUGCUGUACAAGUUCGGCCUGGAGGCCUUCAACGGCUCCAUCACCGCACUGGCCACGAACCGAUAUGACUUUGAAAGCGACACCAACGGUACCCCCUCGCGCACCUUUGAGCGUCUCGGUCUGCUCCAGGGGCUAAACCAGGCCACCCAGUGUGUUGGCUCCAUUCUCAUCGCCCCCCUCAUUAAGCACUACCCGACGAAGAAUGUGCUGUCGUCUGCUAUCCUGCUUUUCGGCCUCAUGACGGCAAUCCUACUAAUACUCGAUGCCGCCACCGGCGGUACUUUCGUCCCCGCGGCCUACCGCAAGAAGCACCCCAAGGACGAGUGGUCGUACUACGGCGACUACGAUAACGAUGCCAUCAUCCCCAUCUACACCGUCACCGGUAUCGCCUACGGUAUGGUCGAGCUCAUCCGUCGCGUCAUACCCCGAGACAUUGUUGGGGGCAACGUCCAAAAACUUCGUCAGAUGGACAGUCUCGUGCACAUCUUCUACGAAAUUGCUGGUACCUCAGGCGCGUUCGUCACCGCCCUUGUCCUCAUCCCGAAUCUGGGCAACAACCGAUCUUUCGUCAUCACCCCGAUCUGUUUCUCGCUCGCCGCCAUCCUGUGGUUCUUCGUCGUUGACGGCAGCCAUGAGCGCAACGCGCUCGCACGCGCUGAGGCCCGCAAGAGCAACUACUUCAUCGCCAUCGGCAAAGGCUUCCUCCUAUUCUUUGAGUCCAUCUGGGUCGGCGCCAGGAUUCUCUUCACGUCAACACGGUUUGUCUGGCUCGUCCCAGCAUAUGGCGUCGCCCUCUACGGCCACCGAUAUCUCGAGAAUGGAAUCGCACCGCAAGUCGCCCGUCGGUACCUCGGCAACUCGGCCUGGUCACAGAUCAUGGUUGGAGGCUCCAACUUUGGUGAACUCCUCGGCGCCCUCUUCGUCUUCCUCUUCACAAACGUUAUCAAGACCCCCAUUCCGUGGCUCCGUCUAGAUGCCCUCAUGUUGCUGAUCGUGUGGUACAUCCCGUACUGGUACCCGCCCUCGGGCCAGGUCAGCCAGGCUUGGAUCGUUGCCGCCACGUUCCUCCCAGUCUCCUUUGGUUGGGCCGCCGGCGAUGUGUCCCUUGCAGCCUUCAUCCAAGCCUCUCUGGCUCGGCUCGAGAGCAAGGAGCACCGCGUGUCUCCCCUGGGUGCCGUCAUGGCGUUCCUAUACUCAUUCUACAUUGUCACCUACGCAAUUGCCGGCACCUUCCUCGGACGAUACCUCGACGGCGUUUACAACCGCACUGGCUCGGUGCGGGAGGCGCUCGUGAACACGGCUGGUGUUCACUUCACCAUCAUCAUGGCCGUCGUUUUCGCCUCGACUUUCAUUCCCAAGGGCUCGCGAACAUUCAACCCCGAGAUGCUAGAUGACACGAAGCUCGACGAGGAUAUUGAGGAGGAGUCUCUCUCACCGUCGGAGAAGGACUUGGUGGAGGACCCCAAGUUAAACGAGAAGAUGCCUGCCAUUGUUGUUUGA
Messenger RNA from Colletotrichum destructivum, 1587 nucleotides. RefSeq names its product Putative MFS transporter superfamily. Lineage: Eukaryota; Fungi; Ascomycota; Sordariomycetes; Glomerellales; Glomerellaceae. The record is from RefSeq and is a predicted model, not a curated record. The transcript has a single exon. The coding region runs from base 1 to 1587 and encodes 528 amino acids.